This is a messenger RNA of Trifolium pratense (red clover), 1635 nucleotides long. RefSeq names its product FBD-associated F-box protein At5g56370-like. Gene Ontology annotation, molecular function: protein binding. Lineage: Eukaryota; Viridiplantae; Streptophyta; Magnoliopsida; Fabales; Fabaceae. The coding region runs from base 1 to 1635 and encodes 544 amino acids. The transcript has 4 exons. The record is from RefSeq and is a predicted model, not a curated record.
AUGGAACAAGAGGAAGACAAAUUGUCAAAUCUACCAAAAAAAAUUCUUCAUAACAUACUAUCAAGGCUACCGGAGGAUGAUGCAAAUAGGACAAGUGUUUUAUCAAAGGCUUGGUUAGAGACAUGGUAUACUUUUCCCAUUUUAUGUUUCUCCGAUUUUGAUUUCAUAACAGAGUCAACACAACCAAAGGAAGAUAUUGCAGAUACUAAAAUCACAUUAAUGUUUUUUCAACCAGUGGAAGAUUUAUCUAGGAAGAGUAAAGACUUCAUUGAAUAUGUAAAGAGAAGAUUAUUGAGGUUUUGGGACCACGGGUUGCCUAUCAAAGAAUUUGCGUUUAUGAUAUUAGACCUUCUCUGCAUGUCAGAAGAUCUUGAUUUUUGCUUGAAGUUGGUCGCUGAAAGUGGUGUUGAAGUUUUAGAUCUUUGUUUUCCUGAUCCUUCCUUCGUCAAGGAUGAGAAAGAUCGGAGUGAAUGUUAUGUCUUACCGAAGGGUGUAAUUGAAGUCAAAUCACUUACCAAGUUGGUACUAGCAGGGGAUAUUAGAGUCGAUCAAGCAUUCAUGAAUCAUUCAAUUAAGUUUUUCUCCUUGAGAGAAUUACAUUUGUUGCAUGUCGUUUUGGAAGAUGAACAAGCAAUAGAGCGUCUCAUUUCUUGUUGCCCUUUGAUUGAAAUUAUAACUCUGAUGCUUUCUGGUGGUAGCAUGAAGUCUUUGAGCAUGCAUGGUUUACAAAAGCUCAACACAGUUUAUGUUGAUGGAAUAAAAGAGGUUUAUAUCGAUGAAGCUUCGAGUCUUAAGAGUUUAUAUUAUUGCUAUGAUUGUUGGAACGCACCAUUUAAGAUUGAUUUUAUUCAGUGCAAAUAUUUAAAAGAGUUACUCUUGUGUUUGAAUAGUACUACUAUUAUCACAGACAAAUGGUUUCUUGAAAUAUUUCCAAAAUUUCCAUUUCUCGAGACGUUGGAGAUAUGGAAUUGUAUACUGUCUGAGACGAUCAAUAUUUCAAGUGUUCAACUUAAAUAUUUGCAUGUAUAUGAUUGCUCUAACUUGAAGGAAGCCAACAUUGAUGCUCCAAAUCUAUUGUCAUGUAAAUUUGAUGGUUUUAAUGGCUCAAAACCUAUUAUAUCUUUUUUAAACAUUUCUAGUCAACUAGAAGUCCAUCUUAGCGUCUCGAUUGAUGAUCGUGAUGAAGAUUUGGAUGUUUUUUACGUGAGGGAACUUCUCCAAAAUAUCAAACCUGAAAAUGUUUUAAUAUCACUAUCUCUAUUCAUCUAUCAUUUUUCGGAUGCACCAAAACAGGUGUUCUUGGAUAUUCCAUCCCCUCCACCAAGUAUCAAGCAUAUGGACCUAUUCAUUCUUUCAGAACUAAAUGAAAAUUGGUAUUCAUCAGAUGUAGAUUUCAUACGUUUGUGUUGCAUACCUGAAACUAUAUCUUGGAACUUGGAUAAUUGUGAUUCUAGCAAAGCAUUUGUUGAGUUUUUUUAUGAAACGCUAAGGAGAAGAAAAGAUGAUACUAAGUGUUGGUGGCGUGACUUGAAAGAAGCGAAAGUCACUAGAUCUACAACAGAUGAAGGGACCAUGUUAAAAUCGUUGCCAAAGUAUUCGACUCAACAAAAUAUUAUGUUUAGGAAAGAUAUUUAA